Brettanomyces bruxellensis is the source of this 1776-nucleotide messenger RNA. RefSeq lists its product as uncharacterized. The transcript has a single exon. NCBI's taxonomy places the organism in Eukaryota, Fungi, Ascomycota, Pichiomycetes, Pichiales, Pichiaceae. Gene Ontology annotation, biological process: transmembrane transport; nucleobase transport. Gene Ontology annotation, molecular function: nucleobase transmembrane transporter activity. Gene Ontology annotation, cellular component: plasma membrane. The record is from RefSeq and is a predicted model, not a curated record. The coding region runs from base 1 to 1776 and encodes 591 amino acids.
AUGGGAAUGUUUAAGGAAGAGAAGGAAGAGUCAAAGACAGGAAAUGUCGAUGUCUACCAGGAGCCCGUGUUGGCAGAAAACAACUCUUCUGAGUCGCCGGCUUCCGAGCCUGAGGCAAAGGGCAAAUUCAAGACGUUUUUGAAAAAAUUGGAGAUUAGUGGUACUCAAGGUCUUUCCACAUCUCAGCUUUUCCUAUACAACUAUGAUCUUAAACCUGUGGAAGAAGAGCGCAGAACAUGGAGUUUUUUCAACUUCAUCUGCUUCUGGCUUGCCGAUUCUUUCAAUGUUAAUACUUGGCAGAUUGCUGCCACCGGUGUUGAGGCUGGAAUGAGCUGCUGGUCAGUUUGGGGAACAGUUUGGCUUGGAUAUUUCAUGGUUGCUUGCUUCAUUGUGCUAGCUGCCAGGGUCGGUGCCUUCUAUCAUAUAUCAUUCCCCGUCUCGUGUAGAUCCUCUUUUGGUAUCUGGGGUUCUUUGUGGCCUGUUAUCAAUCGUGUUGUUAUGGCAUGUGUCUGGUUUGGUGUGCAGAGCACUAUUGGAGGCCAGUGUGUCCAGUUGAUGCUAAAGGCCAUCUUUGGUAACGACUUGGAUACGAGAAUCCACGACACAAUCCACUCAGAUGCAAUCGAUUCGUUUGGUCUUCUCUCAUUCUUCAUCUUCUGGUUCUGCCAGUUGCCUUUCAUCUACAUGCAUCCUCACACCGUUCGUCACUUGUUCACCGUCAAGGCCAUUGCAUGCCCAAUAGCCGGCUUUGCGUUCUUGAUCUGGACAAUGGUGAAGGCAGGCGGUGCUGGCCCUGUUGUUAGGCAGCCUGCUACGGUUCAUGGCUCGGAUUACGCCUGGGCUUUCAUUAAUUCCACCAUGAAUGCACUUGCCAACUUUGCAACCUUGAUCGUGAACGAUCCCGAUUUCACCCGUAUGGCACGCAGACCAAGAUCUGCAUUCUGGUCUCAAUUCUUCUCCAUUCCAAUUUUCUUCUCCAUCACGUGUCUUAUCGGUAUUCUUGUCUCCUCUGCAUCCAACUUGUUGUACGGCACCACAUACUGGGAUCCGCUAGAUGUUCUAGCCCGCUUUCUGGACAAGGGACACAGUGGUCCAAGAGCCGGUGUUUUCUUUAUUUCUCUAGGUUUUGCUUUGGCCCAGGUCGGUACCAACAUUUCCGCAAACUCCGUUUCUGCCGGUACUGAUAUGACGGCUUUGCUUCCUAAGUUCAUGAACAUCAGACGUGGUGGUUUCAUCUGCGCUAUUGUUGGCUUUGUUAUCUGCCCUUGGAACUUGAUGACUUCCUCCUCUAUGUUCACCACUUAUCUCUCAGCUUAUGCCGUGUUUUUGUCCUCCAUUGCAGGUGUGGUCUUUGCUGAUUACUUCAUCCUCAAGAAGGGCUUCUUGAAGCUAAGAGAUUUGUACGUGGCAGACAACUCUAGUGACUACUACUACUGGCACGGAAUCAAUCUCAGAGCAUAUGCUGCCUACAUCUGCGGUAUCUUGCCUAACAUCGUUGGAUUUGUGGGUGCAACCAAGACUCACACAGUUCCUGCCGGUGCCACUUAUGUGUACGACUUCUCUUAUUUCUCCGGAUACAUACCUGCUGCCUGCACUCUUGUUCUUUUCACCUUGAUCUGGCCAUGCAAGGGUCUUCCAGGUAAGAUCUUUGAGAAGAAGUGGUUGGAGAAGUGGCAGGAUGUCGAAGAUUUCGGUGAAUUCUUUGCUUCCCGGCGUGGAGACUUGAGGCCAUUGAAAUCUGACCCAAGAGAUGAUCUUUCUGUGGGUGAGUUUUAA